Molecule: messenger RNA, 2061 nt
Organism: Talpa occidentalis (Iberian mole)
Lineage: Eukaryota; Metazoa; Chordata; Mammalia; Eulipotyphla; Talpidae
Gene: ADAD2
Product: adenosine deaminase domain containing 2
Exons: 11
Coding region: 84-1820 (578 amino acids)
Biological process (GO): RNA processing; adenosine to inosine editing
Cellular component (GO): nucleolus; cytoplasm
Molecular function (GO): double-stranded RNA binding; tRNA-specific adenosine deaminase activity; double-stranded RNA adenosine deaminase activity
Source: RefSeq, a predicted model, not a curated record
UCCCACGCGGGAGUAGCCCACGCGUAAAAAGGCACAAGUCCCGCGAGAUCUGACCCGCCGUCUCGGGGUCCUCACUUGUGGCCAUGGCUUCUCCGGUCAGCACAGCCCCAAGCACAGAGGAUAACUGCCGUAGGAAGCCCCGCCUGGCAGCCUCGCUACAGAUCAGCCCCGGACCCAUUCCCUGGAAGCCCUCGGCCAGCUUGGGCCAAGACCCCUGGGAGCCGGUGUCCACCCCGAGAGCCGAGGACCACAGCGGGGACAGGCAGCCUCAGGCCUUGGCGGCGGGGGAUGGGCCGUUGGGAGACUUCCCCGAGGAGGGGGGUAAGGAGGAGGACCAGGAGAAGGACGAGCGGGCAGAGGAAGCCGGAGGGCAGAGCCUGCAACUCAGAGACCCGCCCCCAGGCCAGGCAGAAGCCUUGCUGGUGCAGUACGCUGCCAGUCUGGGCGUCUCUCUCAUCUUCCGCGAGGACCAGAUGACAGAUCCUGCCUUCCCUUUCUCGGUGUAUGCGGAGCUGGAUGGGGUCGUCUGCUCCACGGGCACUGCCAACAGCAAGACAGAAGCCAAACAGAAGGCUGCUCUCUCUGCCCUCUGCUAUGUCAGGAGCCAGCUAGAGAGCCCAGAGCCUCUGAAGACCCCCAGCAAGCCUCCACUCACCUCCCAGAGUGUAGAGAACAUCCUGACCCACGAGCAGCGCUGCGCAGCUGUGGUCAGCACCGGCUUUGACCGCCUGGUGGAAGAGAGCUCACCGUACCGGGCCUGUAAGGGGACCGUGGCCGCUGUCAUCCUGGAGAGAGAGGUCCCCGGUGCCAAGGGCCAUGCCAAGGAGAUCUAUGAGCUGGUGGCGUUGGGCACAGGCAGCAGCAGCUGUCCCGGCCGACUGGCAUUCUCAGGCCGGAAGCUCCAUGACUGUCACGCCCUGGUGGUGGCCCGGCGGGCCCUGCUGAGGUUCUUGUUCAGGCAGCUCCUGCUGGUCACGCAGGGUGGCCCUAAGGGCAAGGAACGGUCCGUGCUGGCCCCCCAGCCCGGGCCCGGACCCCCCUUUGCCCUCAAGCCUCGGAUCUUCCUGCACCUCUACAUCAGCAACACCCCCAAGGGAGCUGCCCACGACAUCUGCCUCCCACAAUCCUUGUCCGUGGAAGACAGCGUCCAGCAAAGCCCUGCCUUGCGCCUGCAGGCCCAUGUGCUUGGGGAGCUGAAGCCCGUGUGCUACCUGGCCCCUGCACUGCUUCACACCCACGUGGGCUGCCUGUCGGCCAGUGACAAGCUGGCACGCUGGGCUGUGCUGGGGCUCGGCGGUGCCCUGCUGGCCCACUUCCUGCCGCCCCUCUACGCCACCAGCCUGGUCCUGGCGGACCCCUGCCACGAUCCCCCCACUCUGAAAAGGGCCAUCCACACUCGGCCCACCCUAGACAGGGUGUCAGGGCCAGGCCUGCCACUUCCCUACAGUCGCACCACAUUGCACCUGUUUGCGGGGCCCCUCGUGGCCCCCUCUGACCCCAUCCCCAGCACCUGCCAAGGCCUGAGCCUCAACUGGAGCCUGGGGGACUCUGAUGUCGAGGUUGUGGACGUGGUCACUGGGCGUGUGAAGGAAGAUGUGGCCCUUGGGCCACCCUCCCGCCUCUGCAAAGCAGCCUUUCUUCGGGCCUUCCGCCAGGCCGCCCAGGCUCUUGGGAAGCCCCACCUCCUGGCCCUGAGCACCUAUGAGGCGGCCAAGGCUGGGCCCUACCAGGAUGCCCGCCAGCAGCUGUCUCUCCUCCUGGACCAGCAGGGCCUGGGAGCUUGGCCUUCCAAGUCAUUGGUGGGCAAGUUCAGAAACUAAAGCUGACCUUCUGAGGCCCACGGGACAUGAGUCCUUUCUGGGGUGGGGUGGGGGGUGUAGAGCACCGUGGGUACACAGGGUGUAUGGGGAUUGGAAGGAGGGGCCUACCCUGGUCCAUAGCUGAGUUUGAAUAAAGAAGCUGUUUCUGGUGCCUCUAGUGCUUGUCAGUGACUUUGGGGGAAGGGUAGUCUGGAGGCGUUUGGUUCAUGAAGAGAGAAGACCUGGGGUGCAGGAUCCUUCU